AUGGCAGGCAGUUUUAAGUUGGUAUCAUGGAACAUAGGAGGCAUCACAUCCCCGAUUAAGCGGAAAUUAAUAAUAUCGCACUUGAGGAAACGUAAUACUAACAUUGCCUUCCUUAAAGAAACACACUUAAAAACAGAGGAAGUAUUAAAGCUUAAAUGCGCAUGGGUUAAGGAAGUCCUUGCCUCUCCCAGUGUAGGAAGGAAAGGUGGAGUAGCAAUCUUAUUAGGGAAAAAGCUGAAAUAUGAGAUAUUGGACACAAAUACGGACACAGAGGGGAAACUCCUAAUGGUUAAAAUUAAACUAGCUAAAACCCUUUAUACGCUUUGCAAUAUAUAUGCCCCAAAUAGAUAUAACUAUGAAUUCUGGGAAUCAAUCCAAGCUAAAAUUCUCUCGUAUGCUGAAGGCUUUAUCAUCUUAGGUGGGGAUUUCAACAUGGCUCCACAUUAUCCUCUGGAUAGGUGCCGACAGAAUCCUACGGCGCCCAAAACAAAAAAAGAUUAUUUGGAAACUAAAAUGUUCAAAAAGAUCAUUCGGAAUCUUAGGAUAAGAGAUAUAUGGAGAGUUCAAAAUCCUGAUUCUAGUGAAUUUACGUGUCUCUCCAUGGCACAUAAGACUCUGUCCAGGAUAGAUCUUUUUCUUCUAGAUGAAAGACUCGUAAAGCAAGGGGUAACCGCAGGCAUACUGCCUAUCUGCAAAUCCGAUCAUGCUCCCAUAUUCUUAGAUUUCCAACUUAGGGAUUUCUCUUCGGAUAGGCGCCGAUUCCUCUUUCCUAAAUUCUUGGCCUCAGAUUAUAAAUUUAAAAACUGGCUCAACCUCAAAUUUGAGGAAUACUCUCAUUUUAAUCAUCAACAUCUUAAUCAAUCAGAGCUCUUCUGGGAAACUGCCAAGGCAGUUCUUAGGGGAGAAAUCCUAGCAUACAGCAUAUCUAGGACUAAGAGCUACAAAUUGCGAGAAAAGGAAGUGGUAAAGGCCGUUACUAAUGCGUAUAAUCGCUACUUAUUACAUAGGUCAGCACAAAACUGGACAAGGUAUGCACAAGCCAAGAAGGAAAGAGAUACCUUUCUUAUCCACAGGACUACACAGAAAGAAUUGAAAUUUCAGGCCAAGAUGUACAGAUAUGGAAAUAAAUCAGGGAAACUCCUGGCCAACCUUAUUAAAGGAGACAAAGGGUCAUCCAUGAUAGAUACCAUACAAAAAGGAGAUAAAACGGUUACAUCAUCGGAGGAGAUCUUAGGAGUUUUUACAGAAUACUAUCAAGAGCUAUAUUCCCUGAGGAAAUCAAAUGUUGAUCAGAGGAAGGAACUCUGGGAUAAGAUUAGCCACCCAGUUUUAACCCCGGAGCUUUCUGAAACCCUAAACUCUCCUAUAUCUGAAUCAGAACUCAGGAUCAGGCGUCAGCAUUACGUCCUGUGCUGUAAGCCCAGCAGCGGAGCAGGCACUGGGCAGCUCGGGAUCCCAGCAUGUCCCUGCAGCCUGUUCCUGCUCAGUGUGGAGGGGACAGUCAGGACUAAGCAGCCAGAGAAGAUUCUCAUGCACCCUAAUGCCAGGAUGGAGCCGUGGGCAGCUGUGCUGUGUGCUGUGCUGGUGGUGGGCAUCGGAGGGACCUCUGGGGAACCUAAAAAUAGAACCAGUGUCAUGGAAGGGAAUCCAUACAAUAAUGAGCCAGAUGCUAAAGUCCAACAAGCGCUUCUAGAAAAUGACCAAGCUAAGAAACCCCAAGAUGGUAGAGAUAGUUCUUCCUUGGAUAAUAAUGCCUGGAGUGUCAUUAAAGAAAAACAAUCUCAGAAAAAGCCAGCAAAUGACUAUAUGGUUACUUCUGAAGUUACCACAACUACAACAGUUGGUUUGAAUGAUGACCUUUCAAAUGGAGAAAUUACUGUAAAAUAUCACACUAAUGGAAUAACUAUUGAAAAUAAUGAGUCUGCAAUCUGUGGGGGAUGCAGCAGGGAAUCUUACAAUCAGAGGACACUUGCUGACAGAUCAUUGUUAGCUGAGCACAAUAGUGGGGGUGUGGAAGUGGUGACUGGCUUAAUUUGGCCUAGUGGUCAGGAGGUUGUUGAUAAGGAGCAACUGCCUGAAGUUGGAACUACAUCUGUUACAGAAAGUCAAGAGGAUUCUGGGAGUGGAGACCAACAUGUUAGAACACAGCCAAGUCAAGUCACACACUCAAGCUCUGUGGGAAAAGCCUGGGAUCUUGGAGGGUUUAUGGGCCUAGCUACUGCCUCUCCAUCUCAUACCACCUAUACUGAUGGAAAAGGGAUACUUAAUCCUUCGGUGCACAAAGUCAUUAGUCAAGACUCUGCAGAAAUUGAUCACCUUCUGCAAGUGUCUAGAGAAACAGUCUUGGAACCUCCCUCAUCUUCAGAACCUGGAUUUAAUGAUCACAACUUGCAAAAGUCAUCAAGCCCGGAAAUUGGUAUAGAGGUAGGGAAGCCACAAGAAAUGAACCCAGUUUUGGAAGGAGUUUCCAAGAAGUCCGCAUCUCAGGAUGCUCAAGGUAGCACUGAUAUGGCAAUGGUUAAUGAGGACAUAGAUGAAGGCACCGCUGCUCCUACCUCAACUUCUGUUGGUUCACUACACCCUCCUGAACCACCUUUUGAUCAUCACGAUGGUGAGCCUAUAGAUUACUAUGAUUUCCUUGAUGAAAUUAAAAAAUGGGGUGAUGUUUGGAGACAGUCUAAUUCCCACACCACAAAUGGAGAUGUUACCAAGAAAUUCAAUGGCAAGGAAGUACCUCAGCCCAGACCAGAGCUUUAUGAUGAGUUUACACCCUUUGAGGACUCUGAUUUUUAUCCACCAACUUCUUUUUACUCAGAAGGAGAUGAAGAGGGAGGCAUUGAGGAUGAUGAAGAUGAUGAUAUUGAAGAAGUAGAUGAGGUGGAGGACAUAACUGUUAAACCCAGAGUACAGACUGUAAAGGUGAAUGAUAAGUCAACUGGUAAGAAGGAGGCCCCACAACAUACAUUUAAUCUCUAUGGAGGUAAUCUUAAACCUAAAUUCCACCCAGAAGUCAACAAGGAUUUAACCCAGACUGCUUCUGGUUCUAGUGACAAUAGCACAGAAUGUCGGAACGGAUAUGUCAAACGCAACAACUCCUGCAAGUCAGUUUGUGAUAUUUAUCCGACUUAUUGCUACAAUGGCGGACAGUGUUACAUUGUAGAAAGUACUGGAGCAUUCUGCAGGUGUAACACACAGGAUUAUAUUUGGCACAAGGGCAUGCGCUGUGAAUCCAUCAUCACAGAUUUCCAGGUGAUGUGUGUGGCAGUUGGCACAGCGGCACUCGUCGUUCUCCUCCUCUUCAUGAUGACAGUCUUCUUUGCCAAAAAACUCUACCUUCUCAAAACUGAAAACUACAAGCUGCGCAAAAGGAAGUACAGGACUCCUUCAGAGCUCCACAACGAUAAUUUUUCUCUGUCCACGAUUGCAGAAGGCUCGCACCCAAAUGUAAGGAAACUAUGCGACACUCCAUCUAACCUCUCCCCCCAUGCCCGUGCAUUGGCUUACUAUGAUAACAUUAUCUGUCAGAGCGCGUCUCCGUUAAUAGCAGAUUCACAAAACGUGCGGCUGCUCUCUGAAAACUCCAUGAAAAUCUCCAAACAGGAGGAUCCCAACGCUCCUCAGAAGGUACAGGAUCUCCCCAAAGCCUGUCUUAAGGAUGAAGAACCCUUCAAUAUACAGAACUUGCACUCGCCCAAACAUGAGGGUGGUAAAGGAGACCCUGACAUUGUGGAUGUCAACUGUGUCCUGAACAACUUAACAUGAGCAAAAGAAAGUUUGUGAAAACCAGAAAGAUGAUUGACAUCUUCUCAUAACUUCUUCAGUGCUAACGAAGCCUGUGAAUAAACGAAUCACAGCUCUCUAAAGUACUGAAAGUGUUUAAAUGUUUAAUUACCACACUGCUCCCCCUAAUGUAGCCCCAAAACCCUGGCAUGCUUUGGUGUAUUUUGUACAGAUUUUUUGGGAAAAAGACAAUACAGUGACUAUGGGAAAGUGACAGACCUGCUUCAUGUUACCAAGGAUGGGCACAGUCAGACUGGACUUUUUUUUUAUCUGUCAUGAAUAUCCCAUUCAUAGAGGGGACCUUCAUCUGGCUGAUUGUGGUAACAUUGUUCCAGACCCGCUUUUCACAAUUUAGAGAAUACACAUUUACUGGAAGUCACAGAACAUUCCUGCACUAAUGGCACAGAGCCUACAGGAAUUCUCAUUAUUGAAUAACUGCAUUCAAUAGGAUUAACCUUUUGGUUCCUGAAAGGGCAACCAUGUAUUGCACCUUCUCUCUUACAUCCAAGGGGCAAUUCUUUGGUAUCAUUAGUCCUGUUUCUUAAAUGCUGAUAUAGAUUAUUUGUUCUACAAAAAUGCAGAUUUAGGAUAUCAGAAAAACUCAAUAAAAAGAGCUAGAGAACAAAUGACAUGCAAUUAGAUUAUCCUAUACAUUUAUCAUUACUAGAUUUAAGCUGAGCUAGACAUAUACAGUCCUUGUGGCAAAUCAUCAAAAAGUCUAUAGGAGUUUAAAUUAUGAAAUCACAACCUCACAAGACUUGCACAAACAAUCAGAAACAAUACUGGACUGACAGUCAGGCACUCAAUUAGAUCAUCAAGAUCCUACCAUUUAAGGAAUUAUUCAGAUGGCAUGUAUGUGUAAAAAAGCAUUUCUUAAACUGGAGUUAAAUUGUUACUAUACAAUGAGGUUAUACAUUUUCUUACUUUUUCAUAAUUUAAUCCAAUUCUCAAAUUAAACUACAGCAUAAAAACUGAGAUAUAUAGGUAAAGGGGCAGAUACAAGCAAAGUGGUAGAUUAUAUUUCUGGUGAAAAGUCUAUCACAUAAUUUUAAGGUAUUUUAUAGUGCAUCGACUGCUGCUUCCUGCUCAAGACUGACAGUUCUGUAAGCUCCUGAGUGAGACUUUAUCUAUGUGUUUAACACGAGUUUCAGGGUCGAAAGUGCAAAAGAUAUCAUGUUCUAACAAAUGAGAGCGUGCAAUUUAUGCACUAUAAUAUCACUUUAAAUACAAAAUGCUGCCAUACUUUAAUUGUAAACAUUUUGUAAAAAAAAGAAAAAAAAAAAAGAUGGUCACUAUUUUCGAGGGCAAACACUUUUUUUUCUUUUCUUUAAGAACAAGCCCGUACUUAAAUGCAAACAAAAAGAGGUUUCAAGGUUAUUGUUAUUGCAAAACUACCAUAAUGAUUUAUGUGUACGCUGAAUAAAUUGAUCAAGACAAAAAUGAUAUGAGAUAGGUCACACACAGUGGAGAAUUUAUCCCAAUACAAAACAUUCAGAUGUAUAAAGAAACAUUCAGUUAUUCAGUGUAAAUAUAUAAUAAAUAUAAAUCUAAAUAACCAACUGAAGUUUAAAAUCCUUGUAAAAAUAACUCCUUUAGAUAUAAUGAGAAUAAACCUGUCAGCUUGCAGCAAUAAAGGGAAUUCUAGGCCGCUAGAUACCGUCAGUAGGAAAAUGUCUGUAUUCAUUUUUUAUUAAAAAAGAAUCUGAUCUGAGGUUUAAAGGGACACUGAACCCAAAUUUUUUGUUUCAUGAUUCAGAUAGAGCAUGACAUUUUAAGCAACUUUCUAAUUUACUCCUAUUAUCCACUUUUCUUUGUUCUCUUGCUAUCUUUAUUUUAAAAGCAGGAAUGUAAAUUUUAGCAGCCAUUUUGGGUUCAGCACCAUGGAUAGCUCUUGCUUAUUGGAGGCUUACAUUUACCCACCGAUAAGCAAGCAUAACCCAGGUUCUCAACCAAAAAUGGGCCGGCUCCUAUGCAUCACAUUCCUGCUUUUUUAAAUAAAGAUAGCAAGAGAACAAAGAAAAAAUGAUAAUAGGAGUAAAUUAGAAAGUUGCUUAAAAGUGCAUGCUCUAUCUGAAUCAUGAAAGAAAAAAAUUGGGUUUAGUGUCCCUCUAAAGGGACAGAAAAGUCAAAAUUAAACUUUCAUGAUUCCGAUAGCGCAUCCAAUUUUAAACAACUUUUAUCAAAAUUGCUUCAUUCUCUAGGUAUCUUUUAUUGAAGAGUAAAACUAGGUAGGGUCAUAAGAGCUCAGGACUGUGCACAUGUCUUUAGUACUCUAUGGCAGCAGGAUUUAAGCCUCUUAUGAGCCUACUUAGUUUUGUUCUUCAAUAAAAGAUACAAAGAGAACAGACAUUUUGAUAAUAGAAGUCAUUUGGAAAGGUGUUUAAAACUGUAUUCUCUAUAUGAAUCAUGAAAGUUUCAUUUUGACUUUACUGUCUCUUUAAGGUAAGUUUCCUCUUUUGUAUGACGUUGACAAGGAUGUCAGUGAAUUCUAGGUACACAAUUCUUUACGUUCUAGAUAAAGGUUCAUUCUCAUUUAGUAGCAUGAGAUAAAAGGUCUAACAAUAAUUUAAUAAUAAUAAUUUAACUACUUUAAAACCAGUUCUGGCUUUGCCUUUAACCUGAGACAUGUAGACAAGGAAUUGAUAUGUAAUGCGUGUUGUGUGGCGUGUGCGUGCGUUCCCUGCGUGUUCUGUUUUUGCUUGAGUUGGCCACGUGCUCCCGUACUGCCAUAUAUGUGUUUUCUAAAAAAAAAAGAGAGAACCUUUGCUGUGCUCAACUGACUUUUUUGUACUUUCACCUGACUUUUUUUGGAAAUACUGUAAAAUAAUGAUAAAAAAAAGAAUAAAAUGUUUUUAAAGUGAA
Messenger RNA from Bombina bombina (fire-bellied toad), 6642 nucleotides. RefSeq names its product chondroitin sulfate proteoglycan 5 (gene CSPG5). The record is from RefSeq and is a predicted model, not a curated record. The transcript is spliced from 7 exons. Gene Ontology annotation, molecular function: catalytic activity. Gene Ontology annotation, biological process: nervous system development. The coding region runs from base 1 to 3762 and encodes 1253 amino acids. NCBI's taxonomy places the organism in Eukaryota, Metazoa, Chordata, Amphibia, Anura, Bombinatoridae.